Molecule: messenger RNA, 1350 nt
Organism: Colletotrichum karsti
Lineage: Eukaryota; Fungi; Ascomycota; Sordariomycetes; Glomerellales; Glomerellaceae
Product: glycosyl hydrolase family 43 protein
Exons: 5
Coding region: 1-1350 (449 amino acids)
Biological process (GO): carbohydrate metabolic process
Molecular function (GO): hydrolase activity, hydrolyzing O-glycosyl compounds
Source: RefSeq, a predicted model, not a curated record
AUGCGUCCCAUCAACAUUGCUUUGGCGGCAUCCCUCUCUGUGGGCACCGCACAGGCUGCUCUCAGCAUUGUGCCUGGAGCAACUUGGACUGCCACAAACACCGGAGAGCAUGUCCAGGCUCACGGCAAUGGCAUCAUCGAGGAAAAUGGAGUCUACUACAUGAUCGGUGAAGAGAAGACCGACGGUUCGGCCUUCCAGGCCGUUAACUGCUACUCCUCCACGAACCUGAUCGAGUGGAGCUUCGAAGGACGCCUCAUCGAACGCACUGAAGAAGCAGGGGACCUCGGCCCGAACAGAAUCAUCGAGCGUCCCAAGGUCAUCAAGAACGACAGCACCGGCAAAUACGUCCUGUAUCUCCACAUCGAUUCCUCGGACUACAAGGACGCCCGCGUCGGCGUCGGAAUCGGCGACAGCGUCUGCGGAACGUACGAGUAUCUCAGAAGCUUCCGCCCCUUGGGCUUCCAAAGCCGUGACAUCGGUGUCUAUAAGGAUGACGAUGGCAAGGCCUACCUUCUGACCGAGGACCGCGAGUACGGAACCCGCAUCAUCAAGCUCACUGACGACUACCUCGACGUUGAAGAGGUAACCUUUGGCUGGGAGUACUUCGCAGAGUCGCCGGCCCUCGUCAAGCGUAAUGGGCAUUACUUCAUCUUCGGAUCCCAACUGACUGGAUGGAACCCGAACGACAACGUGUACAGCUACGCCGAGUCCCUCUCCGGACCCUGGUCCAACUGGACCGAGUUCGCACCCGUGGGAUCCAACACCCACGCCAGUCAAGUCAGCUACGUCCUCCCCCUCGGCAACGAUAAAGCGAUCUACAUGGGUGACCGCUGGCACUCGACAAACCUGGCCGCGAGCACCUACAUCUGGCUCCCCCUGAACUUCGACGGCACCACCGUCACCCUGGACUGGCACGACUCCUGGACCGUCGACGUCGCGGCGGGCACGUGGUCCGAAGCCAAGCCCACGCUGGAGCUCGAGGGCGAGGAUGCCGAGCUCGCCAACGGCGCGCGUGCCGUCGAUUGCUCCCAGUGCAGCGGGUCCUCGGCGGCCGGAUACCUGGGCGGCGACGAGGACGGCUCCGCGGCGUUCACGUUCGAGUCGGGCGCGGCUGAUCGCGUGACGUUGGUUGUCAAGCACAAGAACGGCGACACGGCGUCUCGCCACGCAGCCGUCUCGGUCAAUGACGAGGAGCAGAAUGUGGCUUUCCUCGCGACGAACCAUCACCCUGAUAGAGCGGGAAGCAGCACUGUUCACGUUGACCUGAAGGCGGGUACGAACACUGUCAAGUUCUCGAGGUCCGAGGGAUGGGGUCCUGAUGUCGACCAGCUGAUCGUCCCUCAGCUCUGA